Messenger RNA from Aspergillus melleus, 213 nucleotides. RefSeq lists its product as uncharacterized. NCBI's taxonomy places the organism in Eukaryota, Fungi, Ascomycota, Eurotiomycetes, Eurotiales, Aspergillaceae. The record is from RefSeq and is a predicted model, not a curated record. Gene Ontology annotation, biological process: vacuole fusion, non-autophagic. Gene Ontology annotation, molecular function: endopeptidase inhibitor activity. The coding region runs from base 1 to 213 and encodes 70 amino acids. The transcript has 4 exons.
AUGCCGCUCUACAACGUCACUCUGAAGAAAGACUCCCCCCCCGAGGAGCUGCAAAAGGCCAAAGAGCAGGUGAGGAAGGAGGGCGGCACCAUCAAGCACGAAUACACUCUCAUCAAGGGCUUCACUGUCGAUUUCUCAGAUGACCUGGUCCGAACUUUCGAAUCAUCCGAGCACAUCCACGUCGAGCAAGAUGGCGAGAUGAGGACCCAGUAA